Saccostrea cuccullata (small rock oyster) is the source of this 3850-nucleotide messenger RNA. Its product is annotated as ras-related C3 botulinum toxin substrate 1-like. NCBI's taxonomy places the organism in Eukaryota, Metazoa, Mollusca, Bivalvia, Ostreida, Ostreidae. Gene Ontology annotation, molecular function: GTP binding; GTPase activity. Bases 50 to 574 code for a protein of 174 amino acids. The record is from RefSeq and is a predicted model, not a curated record. Gene Ontology annotation, biological process: small GTPase-mediated signal transduction. The transcript has 5 exons.
CAUAUACCACUGACAGCUUCCCAGGGGAAUAUGUGCCCACAGUGUAAGUAUGCUGAUCUCAUAUACCACUGACAGCUUCCCAGGGGAAUAUGUGCCCACAGUCUUUGACAAUUACACUGCCAACAUGAUGGUAGACGGAGUUCCGGUCAGCUUGGGAUUAUGGGAUACUGCUGGUCAAGAGGAUUAUGACAGAUUACGACCACUAUCAUAUCCACAGACGGAUGUCUUCUUAAUAUGUUUUAGUGUAGUCAGUCCUUCAUCGUAUGAAAAUGUAACAACAAAAUGGAAUCCAGAAGUUAAACACCAUUGUCCUGAGGCACCUAUACUUUUAGUUGGAACUAAAAUAGAUUUACGAGAAAAUAAGGAGGCGAUAGGACAACUAGCUGCCCAAGGUUUAUCUCCAGUGAAGCGUGAACAGGGUAUCAAGUUAGCCAAUAAAAUCCGAGCUGUCAAAUACAUGGAAUGUUCUGCACUGACUCAGAGAGGUCUUAAACAGGUGUUUGAUGAAGCAUGUAGAGCAGUGUUGCAACCACAACCAAUUAGAACAAAAAAUCAUAAAUGUCAGCUUCUAUGAUCUGGGUCUAUCAGCUGUUCAUUGGGGGAUCUGGCAUCAUCUAAAACCACCAUCUACCUGUCUGUAUCCAGUGUGUAGGAUGUUGUCAAGUUUUGUUGAUCGUGUGAUAUUACUCUGUAUCAUGCACCUUCUUUAUAAGGAACAUUUAGAGUGGCAUAUUGUUAAUGUUUAGUUUACAUGUACUUGUAUGUGUGAGGGUCAACAUUUAUGAAAAAGUCGACACCAUUUCCUGAAAUAGAAAUUUUAAUAAUUGUACAUUUAAAAAAAAGACCACUGCAGUACAAUUUUUUUAUUUAUAGAUUCACUUUCAAAUAUUUACUAUUAAUUAAAUUUUACCAUUUUAUAAACCCUUGAAUUAAGUAUUAAAUCAGCAUGCAUAACUUGAUAUAUGUUGAUAAAUUUAAAAAUAUUAAAUUUAUAGUAUACAUGUAUAUGGUAUUCUUGCAUUUUAAACUCUGAUAAAUACAUGUACCAUAAAUUCUUUUAGUUAAAGAUUUAUAAAAGUGUUCAUAUAGAAAUUUAGUGACUGAAUUUUCAGUUUUGUUGCAUUCAACAUUUAUGCAUUUAAGAAAUAUCAUAUACUAGAGUUAUCCUUCUUGGAGAAACUUGUUUUGCAUGUUCGAGUCAAACACCUUGUGAAGUAAUGAUAAUUCUGCUAUAUAUACUCUUUCUAUCUUUCAACAUUUUAGAAAUGAUGUUCACUUCUCAGUUUAGAAAAGAAAUAUUUUAUUUAUCACUCUUCCUAACAGAAUAGACAAUCAGCUAGGUAGAAAGAUUUAGCUUUGACUUUAUUCAGAUUUACAUGGGAGCUGGGACAGACUUUUGUAGAAAUGUUGAGAUAAAUUCACACACACUGUGGCUCUGUAUAUGUAGCUUUUGCCUAAUAUCCUCCAAGUAUGAUAUGGUUAAUAUUUUGUUUAUACAUUACUUUCCAUAAGCUAUUUUGAAAUUGGGGAUAAGUUGUAAACAUUGUGUAGCUGGCAUUAAGAAUGGAUGCCACAUCGUGUGCCUUUAGAUUAACAGGAUACCAAGAUAUUAAGUCUGGUGAUGGGGUAUCAUUUCCUCCACAGCAUUUUUGCUUUGUCUACAAGUUUGUUAAAGAAGCUUUCUACAAAGGAAUUUUCCCAUUUAUUUGUUAAGAGUACCAGUAUAUAUCCUUGCAUAUUGGCAUAUCUUUUUUUGAUGUGUAUUUUAUAGAAAAAUUUAUACAAGAGAAAUCAUAAAAUGAUUAAUUAAUCAUCUUUAAUCAAGAAUAAGAUUUCGUAAGUGUAAUUUUUUUAAUUUAUCAGGAGGGAUUUAUCAAUGGGGAGGUUUUUCUAAAGGUUGUGAUCCACUGUUGUCAGUUUCAUGUUGUAUUUGACCUAUGACCUUGACCUUUUGUUGCCAUAGACUUUGUAACCUAUAUAAUUUUAAUUAUAUCUAUACAAAGGAGGACUAUAUUAUAUUGCUUAAGGUGCACAUUAAUAUUUACAAAAUGUAUGUGUAAACAUUUUUAAGGUAGUUAUUUAAUGUUGUAUUUUUAUUUAAUACCAUAUUCUAGUAAAGUAUGUAGAAUUGAAGUAUCCUAGGAAAAUUUAAUGUCACAGUCUCAUCAUAGGCUUUUACAAUUAUACUUGAUGAAUUUUUUUUUGGCAUCAAUUGUUUCUUCAAUUUGUUGCCUACAAAUGCCACAUAUUUAGUGGAUUUAAAUAAAAUCAUUCAGAGGGUUGAAAAUUUCAUUUUAUUAUGCAUUUCAGCUAAUUGAUUCUUGUAUUUAGAUUAUGUCAGAAUAUUGAUAACAGUGUGUUGAUGAGUUUGAUCUGUAAAUGAUCCUUUGAAUUUCUUGCUUUUAUAUCACACAAUUUUAUGCACAGAAGUAAAGACUUUGAGUGGAAGUAAAAAAUCAUGAAUCAUCAAGAUUAAAACAGCUUUGUCAGGGAUGUUUAAUUUCACAAUUGUGUACAGUUUUAAUGAUAAAAAAAAUGUUUUUUGAUAGAUAGCGAUAUCUAGUCAUUCAUUUCUAUAUUCUCAUAUGUUAAGUUCUCAUUUCAUGUACCUAAUGGUAGUUUACAUUGAGUGAUAUGCACACACAUCAUCCAUUCAUAAUAUGAUGCAGUAUUUCUAAAACAAAUUCUAGCUUUGUACAUUGUACAUGUAUUUGUAAAAAAUUCCUGUGGAAUAUACAUUAAAAUAUGUGUGCUCUCCAUUUGGUUUCACAAAAUUUGUGUUUAUAUCACUUUAUUCUGUGAAAGGAUGGAAACAUCCCCUUACUUCCAUCUAUUGUGUUUUGGAAUGAAUUUUAAACCUUGCCAUUUAGUUAGACUUGUAGGCCUAAGUUAUUUUUACUUGAUGACCACAUUCUUGUCAUUUGCAGAGAAUUUUUGCAGUCAAAUUUUAAUAAUUAUAUGGAGAUGUUGAACUUUUUGGAAUAGAAAGAUAGAAUGUUUCAGAAUGCAAGUCAUAUAAGUUUUGUAAAAUUUCAACCAUUUCAAAUUCAGACAACCAUUUUUGAAGAAUAAAAAAAAAUGGAGAUAGAUAGAAGGAGCAAAUUGUUGCUUGAUCAAAUGCCCUGGUUUGGCAAAGCACUUACUGCAUUGUUUGGCAGAAAUCAUUGAAAAGAUGUAUGGUGCUAAAUUUCCACUUCUGUGUGUAAAACAGUGUACCUUACAAAGAAAGGUAAAUUGAAAAAAAGAUUAAAGAGUUAUGAACUUGAAUUUCCCUUGCAAAUUGUCCAGAAGAAUUUUAUGAAAAUUGUCACACAGCAAGAUAUAAUGCAUUACAGGAACAUGUUGGUUGUCAAAUACCCGGUACUUCCACAAUAGAUCAGUAUAACCUGUAUUGCUUAUCAGAAUUAGUUUUUGUAAAUGGUGUUCUGAAUUCAUUUGUUUUGAUCCCUCACUGAUCUGCUGCUUUUGAAUUUUAUUAAUCAAAACGUUAUACCAAAUAUUAAAUCUGGCUGUAUAUCCAGUAUUUUGAUGUAUCGAAAUAAAUACAAGCCAUGCCUCCUGAAAAAUCUUCGUCUAUGCUGAGCUUUUGUGUUUGCAAAUUUAUAGAGAGUAAUUUUAUAAAUGAAAUAUAACUUCAUUGUGCACGAGUUCUAUUUGAUAAAAACGCCAGAAUCCGAAAUAAAUUGACUUUUAGUUGAUACAAGUUCUGUUAAGGUGUCACUUCUUUGCGUACAUUACCACAUUAUUUGCUGCAGACUUUUCUAUGAUCUGUACUGUAUGUCAUCUGCUAUGUUUUGUAUCAUAGUUCAUGUCACUUGUGCAAUAUAUUGAAUAAACACUUACAACGGAG